Molecule: messenger RNA, 1954 nt
Organism: Ochotona curzoniae (black-lipped pika)
Lineage: Eukaryota; Metazoa; Chordata; Mammalia; Lagomorpha; Ochotonidae
Gene: DMRTA2
Product: DMRT like family A2
Exons: 2
Coding region: 103-1722 (539 amino acids)
Biological process (GO): germ cell development; sex differentiation; regulation of transcription by RNA polymerase II
Cellular component (GO): nucleus
Molecular function (GO): RNA polymerase II cis-regulatory region sequence-specific DNA binding; protein binding; DNA-binding transcription factor activity, RNA polymerase II-specific
Source: RefSeq, a predicted model, not a curated record
GAUCCUCGAGGCUGCGCAUCAGCCCGGGGCGCAAGAGCGCCUCCUCACCCAACUCUCUCUCCCUUCCCCAUUCCCCCGCCUCCCUCCGCAUCAGGUCCAGCCAUGGAACUGCGCUCUGAGCUCCCCAGCGUGCCCGGCGCGGCGACGGCAGCUGCGACUGCGACAGGGCCGCCCGUGGCAUCCGUGGCGUCCGUGGCAGCGGCCGCAGCUGCGGCCGCGUCGCUACCGGUAAGCGUGGCGGGCGGCCUGCUGCGGGCGCCGCCACUGUUGUUGCGAGCGGCCGAGAAGUACCCGCGGACCCCAAAGUGUGCUCGUUGUCGCAACCACGGCGUCGUGUCGGCGCUCAAGGGCCACAAGCGCUACUGUCGCUGGAAGGACUGCCUGUGCGCCAAGUGCACGCUCAUCGCCGAGCGCCAGCGAGUCAUGGCCGCACAGGUGGCGCUACGCAGGCAGCAGGCACAGGAGGAAAACGAGGCGCGCGAGCUACAGCUGCUCUAUGGCACCGCUGAGGGCCUGGCGCUGGCCGCCGCUAACGGCAUCAUCCCACCCCGGCCUGCCUACGAGGUCUUCGGUUCCGUGUGUGCCGCGGACGGCGGGGGGCCCGGAGCUGGAGCGCCCGCAGGGACUGCUGGCGGUGCGGCAGGCGCAGGGGGCGCAGAGGCCAAGUUACAGAAGUUUGACCUGUUCCCUAAGCCGCUGUUGCAGUCCGGCCGCCCGGGCAGCCCGCAGCCGCCGCCAGUGAAGCCCUUGUCGCCCGACGGCGCGGACUCGGGUCCCGGGACGUCUUCCCCAGAGGUGCGGCCUGGCUCUGGCUCGGAGAAUGGCGAUGGAGAGUCCUUUUCCGGGUCGCCCCUGGCUCGCGCCUCCAAGGAGGCCAGUGGCAGCUGCCCCAGCAGUGCUGGCCCCAGUGGCGGCGGCGAGGAGGACAGCCCGGGCUCUGCUAGCCCUCUGGGCUCCGAAUCCGGUUCGGAAGCUGACAAAGAAGAGGCCGAGGCUUCCUCGGCAUCAGGGCUGGGAGGAGUUCCCGGGCCACGGCAGCGGACACCGCUGGACAUCUUGACCCGCGUCUUUCCGGGCCACCGGAGAAGCGUUCUGGAGCUGAUACUGCAGGGCUGUGGCGGCGACGUGGUGCAGGCCAUCGAGCAGGUGCUGAACCACCAUCGCGGAGGCCUGGCGGCCGGCCUGGGCCCCGCUACGCCCUCGGAUAAGGCGGUGGUGGGCGCGGCGGCAGCUGCGGAGGACGCGUGGCCGGGCCGCGUAGACGCCGCGGUGGCUGCAGCCGCGGGAGGCCCGGGGUUGCCCGCGCCACUGCAAGCUGGGCCCGCAGCACCCCCGCACCACAGACCCUUGCUGGCUGGCGCCAUGGCGCCCGGGGCGCUGGGUUCCCUGAGCAGCCGCUCGGCCUUCUCGCCGCUUCAGCCCAAUGCCAGCCACUUCGGCGCCGAUGCGGGCGCCUACCCGUUGGGCGCGCCGCUCGGCCUCAGCCCCCUGCGCCUGGCCUACUCGGCGGCGGCGGCGCACAGCCGCGGCCUGGCCUUCAUGGCGCCCUACUCCACGGCGGGCCUGGUGCCCACGCUCGGCUUCCGCCCUCCUAUGGACUACGCCUUCAGCGAUCUCAUGCGUGACCGCUCGGCCGCCGCGGCCGCGGCUGUGCACAAGGAGCCGACCUAUGGCGGCAGCCUGUACGGGCCAAUGGUGAACAGCGCCCCGGAAAAGCAGUAGGGCCAAGGUCCCAGCAGCCGGGAGAACCCGAAAUGGGAACCUCCGCCCCUACCUGCCUUGUCCCCGUGGACUUUUGGGGCCCUCUUCGGCCGCGCGCGCUCUGCGCCCUGGCUGGGGUUCUGCUGCCCCCGAGGUGAUUUUUCGGUCUUGUUUUGAAGGGGGAAGGGAGGAGGAAGAGGCUGAUCAAAAGGGAGCAGCUACGGGGCAGGUGGUCUCGGCCCGGGUGAGCGGC